Molecule: messenger RNA, 2270 nt
Organism: Fukomys damarensis (Damara mole-rat)
Lineage: Eukaryota; Metazoa; Chordata; Mammalia; Rodentia; Bathyergidae
Gene: Lgi1
Product: leucine rich glioma inactivated 1
Exons: 9
Coding region: 328-2001 (557 amino acids)
Molecular function (GO): protein binding
Source: RefSeq, a predicted model, not a curated record
GCACCCAGCAUCUCACAUUCGACAGAUCCCAUUAGAGAUAAUAGCCUUCAGUAGGGCUAAUACUGAGGACAUCCCCUCUCACUACCUGCAGGACCUUGGCAGUUGGAUCACUCCCAUCUCACAGCACCUCACAGGUCUCUUCCCCGGAGCAGUGCACUGCUGAAGCGAGGAGCUGCUCACGAAUCAGCUGCAGGUCCCUGUUUUGAAAAGCAGAGAUACAGAGGCAGAGGAGAAGGGUGGACUUCCAUGUGACCUGUUCUUAGAGCAAGACAAUCACCACCCGAAUUCCAGAAGCCCUGUUCAUGUGUGGGGAUAUUUUUCGACUACAUGGAAUCAGAAAGAAGCAAAAGGAUGGGAAAUGCCUGCAUCCCCCUGAAAAGAAUUGCUUGUUGCCUAUGUCUCUUAUCUGCGCUUUUGCUGACUGAGGGGAAGAAACCACCGAAGCCAAAAUGCCCUGCCGUGUGUACUUGUACCAAAGAUAAUGCUUUAUGUGAGAAUGCCAGAUCCAUUCCACGCACCGUUCCUCCUGAUGUUAUCUCAUUAUCCUUUGUGAGAUCUGGUUUUACUGAAAUCUCAGAAGGGAGUUUUUUAUUCACACCAUCGCUGCAGCUCUUGUUAUUCACAUCAAACUCCUUUGAUGUGAUCAGUGAUGAUGCCUUUAUUGGUCUUCCACAUCUAGAGUAUCUAUUCAUAGAAAACAACAACAUCAAGUCCAUUUCAAGACAUACUUUCCGGGGACUAAAGUCUUUAAUUCAUCUGAGCCUCGCAAACAACAAUCUCCAGACACUCCCAAAAGAUAUUUUCAAAGGCCUGGAUUCUUUAACAAAUGUGGACCUGAGAGGGAAUUCAUUUAAUUGUGAUUGUAAAUUGAAGUGGCUGGUGGAAUGGCUCAGCCACACCAAUGCAACUGUCGAAGACAUCUACUGUGAAGGCCCCCCAGAGUACAAGAAGCGCAAAAUCAAUAGCCUUUCCUCCAAGGAUUUUGACUGCAUCAUUACAGAAUUUGCAAAAUCUCAAGACCUGCCUUAUCAAUCACUGUCCAUAGACACUUUUUCUUAUAUGAAUGAUGAGUAUGUUGUCAUUGCUCAGCCUUUUACUGGAAAAUGCAUUUUCCUUGAAUGGGACCAUGUAGAAAAGACUUUCCGGAAUUAUGACAACAUUACAGGCACAUCCACUGUAGUGUGCAAGCCUAUAGUCAUUGAAACUCAGCUCUAUGUUAUUGUGGCCCAGCUGUUUGGUGGCUCUCAUAUCUAUAAGCGAGAUGGUUUUGCAAACAAAUUCAUAAAAAUUCAGGAUAUUGAAAUACUCAAAAUCCGAAAACCCAACGACAUAGAAACAUUCAAGAUUGAAAACAACUGGUACUUUAUUGUUGCUGAUAGUUCAAAAGCUGGUUUUACUACCAUUUAUAAAUGGAAUGGAAAUGGAUUCUACUCCCAUCAAUCUUUACAUGCCUGGUACAGGGACACUGAUGUGGAAUAUUUAGAAAUAGCCAGAACACCUGUGACACUUAGAACACCUCAUUUAAUCCUGUCCAGUAGUUCCCAGCGUCCUGUAAUUUAUCAGUGGAACAAAGCAACACAAUUAUUCACUAACCAAACUGAUAUUCCUAACAUGGAAGAUGUCUAUGCAGUAAAGCACUUCUCAGUGAAAGGUGACGUGUACAUUUGCUUGACAAGAUUCAUUGGUGAUUCCAAAGUCAUGAAAUGGGGAGGCUCCUCGUUCCAGGAUAUUCAGAGGAUGCCAUCGCGAGGAUCUAUGGUGUUCCAGCCUCUUCAAAUAAAUAAUUACCAAUAUGCAAUUCUUGGAAGUGAUUACUCCUUCACUCAAGUGUAUAACUGGGAUGCAGAGAAGGCCAAAUUUGUGAAAUUUCAGGAGUUAAAUGUUCAGGCACCAAGAUCGUUCACACACGUGUCCAUUAAUAAGCGUAAUUUUCUUUUUGCUUCCAGUUUUAAGGGACAUACACAGAUUUACAAACAUGUGAUAGUUGACUUAAGCGCAUGAGACACCAAAUCCUGUGGCUGUCAUCAGAAUCUGUCUGCAGUUCGUGAUCUGGAUGAACUCCAUGCAUGACGACUCUUCUUAUCACAUUUGCGAAUGAAUGCCUUUUAAACAUUGAGACGGCUAGAACCACACACUACCAGUACUUCAUCCUUAACUGUCCAAUCCAGUGAUGUGGAAAGUUACCUUUUAUAGGACAAAACUUAAUUGUGUAACUGCUCUUUGCAGGAAGAUGUGUAAAUAAAUGUUUCAUGGUAUCUGUUACUCAAAAA